Aphanomyces astaci is the source of this 522-nucleotide messenger RNA. RefSeq lists its product as hypothetical. Lineage: Eukaryota; Oomycota; Saprolegniomycetes; Saprolegniales; Verrucalvaceae. The coding region runs from base 1 to 522 and encodes 173 amino acids. The transcript has 2 exons. The record is from RefSeq and is a predicted model, not a curated record.
AUGGCAGCUGGCCAACUCAUGAAGUCCCUCAACGAAGACGCCACGCACGACAACCAAUCCACCGCCGACGGCGCCAUCCUCGUGAAUGUCAUCAAGUGUGAACGCGACCUGAAGAACUGCGUCGUGUGCUGGGGUGUCGCCCGGAGCCACCACCACGUUCGAGUCUUUGUCGAUGGAUCUCCCCACGCGUUGGAUGGGUUUUACCUCGACAUUCCCACUGACCUCCAAGGCCAACUUGACGAACGACUGCUGUUUGAGGCCAUGCCGCGUUUGGAACCGCACUUCCUUUGGGGAUCGUACAACAGCGUGUCUGCCACGUCCAGCCUUGCUGGGGCCCGCUACCGUCUGCACUUUCUGGGCUCUGACAUUCCGUCGUCCAUGCUUGUGGGCGAUCGAAUGGUCGAGGAAUUUGUGUUUCGCGGCCGCUGCCUUCGCGUGUACGGGCGUGGACGGUUCUUCCGUGACCACCAACUUGUCCGGAUCAACCUCGACGGCCCAACACCACCGGACAACCUCGCGUGA